AUGUUCUUGUCUUCUGCUGCACAAACUUUGUCAAACACUUUGAGGAUGCCAAUUCGGGUGAAGAAAGGGAUUGUCAUGAAAUACAAAGGAUCUGUGAGCAAUAAAUGGAAGAUACAUCAAGUAAUAUUGUUCAGUGAUUCGAAGCUGUGUUGGUACGAAAAGCUGGGUAAUGCGGGGUCUAAAGGAUUUGUUUUUCUCAAGGAUGUUGUACCAUACAUUUGCGUUGGCACGAUGACAGAUAGAAUGCCAGUCAAGUCUCCCAUCUUACCGGACGGCUACUCCAAACACCACCUCGUAGGCAUCGGCAUGGAUCGUAAGGCGGAAACGGUGCACUGGAUUUUGUUUUCUUCUAUUGCCGAGAUAGAGUCGUGGGUGGUUGAAAUUAUCAAUACCUUACCAAUUGUAAGUCAACUGCCGCACCGGUGCCCUCUCGCUCCACUAGAGCUCGUCCCUCCUUCUUCUGGUGAGUUCGUCGGAAUCGUUCUGUGGCCGAAAAGCUUGAAGGAAGUUCAGAUCUUUCCAGCAAAUGCUCCUCCUUCGGACUGUGUCCAACAAAGCGAUUAUAGAAGCGGCAGCUAUAGCAGCGACUGUUUUGAUGGAAGAAUUCUGGAUGAUGCUGCAUUCGACAAAAGUUUUGGCACUGCGAUGCUAGCAGGAGCUUUGAUCAGCCAUGGAUUGGGCUCGAUGUGGGGACAAAGUGGGGACAGCUAUCGUUCGGUAAGUCGCAACGGUUCCACCGCUUUUCGAGCAGCAACAUCGGAAGUUCGGGUAAGUGUAAUUGAAAUUUUUUUGCAAAACAUCAAAGCACGUAUUCGAUCGCUUUCUUUGCUGCUUUUGACAGCUUUUUUAUUUGAUUAA
This is a messenger RNA of Cylicostephanus goldi, 858 nucleotides long. NCBI's taxonomy places the organism in Eukaryota, Metazoa, Nematoda, Chromadorea, Rhabditida, Strongylidae. The record is from the annotation of a GenBank genome assembly.